AGGAGCAAUCCCAUGAACACAUACGCGCACCAGCGAACCAACCACUAGUCAAAAGCACAAAAGCCACCCCCAAGAUCAAACCCCAAGAAAUCCAAGCACCCACUAAUUAUUCCAUCCCCUCUCUCUCUCCCCAGCGAUCCACAAAUAUUCCUUUAAGUUCCUCCCCAUCACACACACACAAAGAAAAUAAAUAAAAAGGCCUGAACCUCUGACGGAAAAGAAAGCGAGAGAGAAAAAAAGGUUUGGUUUUUAUUAGCGAGUAGCAGCAUACUCAAAGGAUGGAAGCGAUCCAAAUCGGAACCCAAUCCCAAAGGCGCAUGAAUAAUCCACCAGCUCCAGCAGUAGCCCUCCCUGUUGCUCCUUCCGCCUUGCUGCUGCUGCUGUUCCUGUUUUUUCCCCAAUCUUCCCAUCCCUAUCUCUACUACUCCAACAACGCCUUUGCCUUUCGUGUUUGCCCCCGCGCCUCAUCCCUCUGUCGCGGCGUUGUUCGUAGUGUUCAAGUUAUUAUUAUUAUUAUCAUCAUUAUUAUUCAUCCUCUUCAGCGCGAAGAUCCAGCCGCACAUCGAUUCGACUUUUCCCCGUCUGGGGUAUAUAGUGGAAAAGUGCGGCAUUUGUUGUUGUUGGUGGUGCGGGGAAACCCUACGAGAGGGGAAAGCUUGUGGGAGUUUCUGGGCGUUCCUGUGGCGGAGUUUGGAUCUAGGUUUGGGGGUUUCAGGUCGUCGCCGCCAUGGACGCCGGCGGCGGUGAUGGAGACGGGCCGCCGCUGGAGACCCCUGAGGAGAGGACGUCUCCGCCUCCCGCGCCGGCAACAGUCGCCGCCCCAGCUUCUGGCUCCGGGGGCGGCGCGGGUCCCUCUGGCUCUGGGGAGAAGCCGGUGAAGCGCAUGAUGAAGACCCCCUACCAGCUUGAUGUUCUCGAGCAGACGUAUUUAGCGGAGCAGUACCCCUCGGAGGCUAUGCGCGCCGAGCUGUCAGUGAAGAUAGGUCUGUCGGACAGGCAGCUGCAAAUGUGGUUCUGCCACAGGCGGCUCAAGGACAGGAAGCCACCGGCCAAGAGGCAACGGCGCGACGAAGAAGCUCCGGCAGCGCCCUUACUGGUGCCACCACCAGUAUUGCCGCUGCAGGCAAUGCUGCUGGCUAGCAGUGACCUUAUGAUGAGUGCUGUCAGUCCAUAUGAUGAGCCACUCCCCCCCACUCAUCCGCGAAGGGGAGGUGGGCGAUCUUCUGCUGUGCCCAGGAUUUCUGCUCCUGAUAUUGGGAGGAGGUACUACGAGCCACUGCCAGUUAUGAUGUCACCACCGGUGGCAUCGAUGCAGUUCAGGCAAGCUGAACUCAGGGUGAUUAAUUCUGUGGAGUCACAGCUCGGGGAGCCGUUGAGGGAGGAUGGACCAGUGCUCGGUGUUGAAUUUGAUCCCCUUCCUCCAGGUGCCUUUGGUGCACCAAUUGUUCCGGAGCAACAAAAGCAGCCAGUGCGAUCUUAUGAUGCAAAGAUAUUUUCUAGGCAUGAUCCAAAUCUCUUAAAGGUAUCGUCAUUCUUGCCCAGCAUGGAGCACCCUUUUGUUCCGAAUUCGUUUGCUGGGAAGAGAAAAUCAACGAUCGGUAAUACAUCUCAGGAUCUGCCUCAUGGUGGAUCCCGGGCAGUCCAUGAGUAUCAAUUUCUUCCUGAACAGCCAAGUGAUACAUAUGAGAGAGCAAGUAGAUCUCAUUACUAUGACACUCCAGUUGAAGCUUCAAAUUCGAGGAUAUCAUCUCUUACUCCAGGAUCGCAUCUUCUUCAUGGAUCCGAGGAGGUGGCUCCUGGUUAUGCUUUUGAAGGCCAAAUAUCUGGUUCUGGUCUUCUGCCUCAAUCUGGCAGGCCUCAGGUGUUUCCAGCAGCAUCAACAGAUUACGAGAUGAAUCCGUCUAAUAGCAACCUUAAUUCUGUGCCAGUUGAGGGUCAGUUUGGUAUUUCUCAAGUUGCUGGCUAUGAAGACCCACUUAUAUCAUCGGAAGGAAGGGCUCAUCUUGACGAAGAUGCUUCUCGAUUGGAUAGAAAGCGAAAACAUAACGAGGAAGCAAAAAUCGCAAAGGAAGUUGAGGCUCACGAAAGACGAAUUAGGAAGGAGCUUGAGAAACAGGAUAUGUUGAGGAAAAAGAGAGAGGAACAAAUGCGCAAGGAAAUGGAGAGACAUGAUCGUGAAAGGAGAAAAGAGGAGGAGAGAUUGUUGCGUGAGAGGCAAAGAGAGGAAGAAAGGUUCCAAAGGGAACAAAAACGUGAACAUGAGCGCAUGGAGAAAUUUUUGCAGAAGCAAUCUAGACGAGCAGAGAAACAAAGGCAAAAGGAAGAACUCAGAAAAGAGAAAGAGGCGGCGAGGCAAAAAGCUGCCAAUGAAAGAGCCACAGCACGCAGAAUUGCAAGGGAGUAUAUGGAACUUGUUGAAGAUGAGCGCUUGGAGCUAAUGGAAUUGGCUGCACAAAGCAAAGGGUUGCCCUCAAUGCUUUCUCUUGAUAGUGACACAUUGCAGCAGCUUGAUUCAUUUCGAGGCAUGUUGAGCCAAUUCCCCCCUGAGACGGUGAAACUGAAGGUGCCAUUUUUGAUAAAGCCUUGGACAGGAUCUGAGAACAAUCUUGGAAAUCUUUUGAUGGUGUGGAAAUUCUUGAUUACUUUUGCUGAUGUUCUCGGGCUUUCAGCAGUUACACUUGAUGAGUUUGUCCAGUCACUUCAUGAUUAUGAUUCAAGGUUGUUGGGGGAAUUCCAUGUUGCUCUUCUGAAAUCCAUCAUAAAGGAUAUCGAGGAUGUUGCACGAACUCCAUCGGUUGCACUGGGUGUGAAUCCAGGCGGUGGCCAUCCACAAAUUGUUGAAGGGGCAUAUUCUUGGGGCUUCAAUAUACGUAGCUGGCAGCACCACCUCAAUCUUCUUACUUGGCCUGAAAUAUUACGACAGUUUGCUUUAUCUGCUGGUUUUGGACCCCAAUUAAAGAAAAGGAACGCUGAAGAUGUUUUUUAUCGCGAUGAAAAUGAGGGUCAGGAUGGUCAGAAUGUCAUAUCCACUCUCCGAAAUGGUUCAGCAGCCGUGAGGGCUGCUGCUUUGAUGAAAGAAAGAGGCUACACCCAUCGGAGAUCUCGGCACCGCCUCACUCCCGGAACAGUAAAAUUUGCUGCUUUCCAUGUGCUUUCUCUUGAAGAAAGCAACGGUCUCACGAUAUUGGAAGUUGCAGAAAAAAUCCAGAAAUCGGGAUUACGAGACCUUACCACAAGCAAGACGCCUGAGGCAUCUAUAGCUGCUGCCUUAUCAAGGGACACGAAACUUUUUGAGCGAACUGCUCCUUCAACAUAUUGUGUCAAGUCCCCUUAUAGAAAAGAUCCAGCUGACUCUGAGGCUAUAUUGUCUGCAGCGCGUGAAAAAAUUAGGGCUUUUCAGAAUGUGCUUUCUGACUCUGAAGUUGAGAAGGAGGUGGAUGAUGCUGAGAGGGACGAGGAUUCUGAAUGUGAUGAUGCUGAUGAUGAUCCUGAUGUUGAUGAUGUGAAUAUUGAGGUAGGAGAUGGUGAUCCCCUUGCUGUUAAAGCACAAGAUGUAGUACCAAUGGCAACUGAAGUUGGUGACAUAAAGGGAGAGGCAGAUAGCACGGAUACUGCAUUAACCCAACCAAUUAGUUUCGCUAAAUCUGAAAAGGGUGCUAUCAUUCUUUCUUUAGACAAGUCCAACGCGGCAGGUACUUCAAGUGUUUCACCUCUCAGAGCUUCAUCUGAUCAUCACGAGGUAAUCACUGGUAAUGCGGAAGAUGCAGAAAUUGAUGAAAGCUACCAGGGCGAGUCUUGGGUACGGGGAUUGGCAGAAGGUGACUAUUACAAUCUUAGUGUCGAGGAACGGCUUAAUGCAUUGGUCGCACUUGUUGGUGUUGCCACUGAAGGGAACUCCAUCCGUGCUGUUCUUGAGGAACGUUUGGAAGCAGCGAAUGCCAUAAAGAAACAAAUGUGGGCGGAGGCACAACUUGAUAAGAGGCGUUCCAAGGAAGAGUUUGCUAGCAGAAUGCAGUACAGUUCUUACACGAGUUUAAAGGCUGAUGUUAAUCCAGAACAUAAUGCUACAGAGACUACUCCAACUCCAGCCCGUAAUAUUGAUAUAGAUACUGAUGGGAAUAUGGGGGCUGUAAACAAUACCGAGAUGCUUGAUCAAUAUAGUCACAGUAAUGCUGGAAAUGUGUCAUAUGAGAGGAAUGGUGUAGGGCAGGACAUCAGUUCGACACCAGAUAAUUUAUCUGCUCAGCAGUAUGCCUAUGCUGAUAAAACACGGUCUCAGUUGAAAUCAUACAUUGGUCAUAGAGCAGAGCAGCUGUAUGUUUACAGAUCACUGCCUCUGGGUCAGGAUCGCAGACGAAACCGAUAUUGGCAGUUCUCAACUUCUGCAUCACCAAAUGACCCUGGUUCAGGAAGAAUCUUUUUUGAAUCGAGAGAUGGAUAUUGGAGGGUUAUUGACUCAGAGGAGGCGUUUGAUUCUUUAGUAGCUUCACUUGAUACACGUGGCAGCCGGGAGGCACAGUUGCAUUCGAUGUUGCAAAGGAUUGAAGCAACCUUUAAGGAAGGUAUUAAGAGGAAAAGUAACGCGGCUACAGAACAGCCAGCUGGAAGGUAUUUAAAGAAUGGAGCUACUGACUUGAUGCAGGGAAGUUACCGUAGUGAGUUUGGAAGCCCAAGCAGUACUCUUUCUACUGUAUCGUCUGAUUCUUUCAGAAUAGAGCUUGGGCGUAAUGAUGCUGAGAAGACUGCUAUCUCGAAAAGGGCAGAUGGUUUUUUGAAAUGGAUGUGGAGGGAAUGCUACGAUCGCAAACUGACAUGUGCCGUGAAGUAUGGGAAGAAAAGAUGCUCUACAUUGAUUCAUUCUUGUUGUUACUGCUAUCAGAUUUACUUAGCAGAAGAAAGGCACUGCUCUUCGUGCCAUAAGAUUUUCAAACCCAUUCACAAUUUUUCUGAGCACGUGUCACAAUGUGAAGAGAAGCGGAGAACUGACCCUAACUGGAAGAUGCAAAUUGAAGACUACUCUGUUCCAAUAGGAAUCAGAAUGCUAAAAUUGCAGUUAGCUACAAUUGAGGCUAUGAUACCAUCAGAAGCACUUCAACCAUUUUGGACUGAUGGAUAUCGGAAAUCCUGGGGUGUAAAGUUGCACUCUACUGAAUCUGUUGAGGAAAUUUUUCAGAUGUUGACUCUGCUGGAAGGUGCAAUAAGACGAGACUAUUUAUCUUCUGAAUUUGAAACGACGAGUGAAUAUCUUAACUUAAACAUACAAGAUAUGCAUUCCCAGAAUCCUUUUGGAUUGUCUGGAGCUUCUGUACUUACAUGGGUUCCUGACACUAUUGCUGCCAUCACGUUAAGAAUGUUGGAACUUGAUUAUGCGGUUUCAUACACACAAAAUCAGAAGACAGAGAGAGAUGGUGGAGAUUCCAUGAAGCUUCCAUCAAGGCAUACAGUUGUUAAGAAGACACAACAUAUAGAGCCGUUGGAACCAGCUAGUGUUGACUUGUAUGAUGGAAGGUGGCCCCCCAGUAGUGGCCGCAGGGGUCGUGGACGGGGAAGUAGAGGAGGUAGCAGGGGAGGAAGAGGUCGAAGUCGAGGUGGAAGGGUCCCGAGAGGUGUUAGCAGCUCAUCUAGGAUCGAAUUUCGGGAUGACACUGCUGCAUAUGAGAAAGCCCCAAGAAAGAAUGCACGUCGAGGACGUGGUCGUGGCCGCGGCCGCGGGCGAGGACGUCGAACAGUUAGGCCUCGACAGCCAUCAUCUGAUGGGAGAGGCAGAUCUAUUCCAAAGGCUAAUUUAUUGGGAAGCUUUAGCAUGCUUAGCAAUGUGAAACCUGCCACCGUCACGGAGUCUCCACGAAGCUCAGGUGCGGAAGAGUGGGGCUUGGAGGACAGGAGGCCAUAUAUGGAAGUUGAUGAGAACAGCUCGGGGUCUCAGUCAGAUCAAUCAGAAGACAUUGAGGAAAAUGGCCAACCCAUGGAUGAGGAUUACGAUGAGCAAGUUCCAGAUUACUCCAUAGCCUAUUCUAGUGGGUCCAGACCCCAUGGCGUGAUGGAUGAUGAGACCGACGAGGAGGAUGAAGAUGCUGAAGGGGACGCGGAGGGUGAUGAGGACGGGGAAGACGAUGACGUCAACCAUGCUGCUGCUGCUGAUGAUGAUGAGAUGGACGAGGAUGACGAUAUAGGCGAUGAUGGAGACGAUGGUGGCGACGGAGUUGAGGCGAAUGCAGAUGAAGAUGAAGGCGCUACCUCGUAUUCGUCUGAGUACAGCGAAUAAGAGCCCUAGGAAGAAUGUCGGUUGGACAUCUAGGCAAGUAAUAGUGAAUGAACAAUAAUCUUGCCCUUUGGGGCAACAAUGCUAGUGUGGAACAGAAACUGUUGCUUGGUAGUAGGGUCUAGUGUAGUACCUGAGAUUUCUAUCGGUUGUCUGGCGCCGCGUAGCUGCCUAGACAAUCGAGCAGUGUAAAAGGGCUUGUGGCCUUGUUAGUUUAAUUUCGUUGGUGCGAUUCCCUCAUCUGUACAAUGUGCCCAAGGCAAAUUAUAAUUUUAUGAGCAUAGCUGCCUUUACAUA
Brachypodium distachyon (stiff brome) is the source of this 6559-nucleotide messenger RNA. Its product is annotated as homeobox-DDT domain protein RLT2. Gene Ontology annotation, biological process: regulation of transcription by RNA polymerase II. The transcript is spliced from 18 exons. The coding region runs from base 728 to 6265 and encodes 1845 amino acids. The record is from RefSeq and is a predicted model, not a curated record. Gene Ontology annotation, molecular function: DNA binding. NCBI's taxonomy places the organism in Eukaryota, Viridiplantae, Streptophyta, Magnoliopsida, Poales, Poaceae.